Molecule: messenger RNA, 1426 nt
Organism: Eufriesea mexicana
Lineage: Eukaryota; Metazoa; Arthropoda; Insecta; Hymenoptera; Apidae
Gene: DMAP1
Product: DNA methyltransferase 1 associated protein 1
Exons: 6
Coding region: 87-1409 (440 amino acids)
Biological process (GO): chromatin remodeling; negative regulation of transcription by RNA polymerase II; DNA repair
Cellular component (GO): NuA4 histone acetyltransferase complex; nucleus; Swr1 complex
Molecular function (GO): transcription corepressor activity
Source: RefSeq, a predicted model, not a curated record
UCUGUCAUUAGCUAGGUGUUUGUGAAAUUUCCGAUAUACUUUCGGUUAUUCGAGUUCGUGAAGAAAAUAAAGGCUAUUCUUUAACGAUGAAGGACAAAGGUUUAUCAAAACUCGACAGCAUGGCUGAUGUACGGGAUAUAUUAGAUAUCGAGGUACCUACCACUAGUGAGCUUACAAAGGAAUCAAUUAUAGGCAGUGACAAAAAGAAUCGAAAAAAAUAUGAAUACAAAGUACCAAAAAGGCCAGAAGGCAUGCAUCGUGAGGUCUUUGCAUUGCUUUGUAAAGAUAACAAUGAUGUACCACCGCUGUUUCCAACGGAUACCGCGAAAGGAUAUAAACAAGUUAGAGCUAAACUUGGCAUGAAAAAGGUUAGACCAUGGAAGUGGACACCAUUUACUAAUCCUGCUAGGACAGACGGUGCUGUCUUUCACCAUUGGAGACGAGUUGCAGAUGCUGGGAAGGAAUAUCCUUUUGCCAAAUUUAAUAAAAAGGUUCCUAUUCCAACAUAUACCAAUGCAGAAUAUGUUCAGCAUUUGGUUACAAAUGGUUGGACAAGAGCAGAAACCGAUCAUUUGUUUGAUUUGUGUAGGAGGUUUGACCUAAGGUUUAUCAUAAUCAAAGAUAGAUGGGAUUGCACAAAGUUUCCUGCAAGAUCUGUAGAGAAUUUAAAGGAAAGGUAUUAUCAAGUAUGUGCAGCUUUAACAAAGGCAAAGUCUCAUUCAGAUAAGGUUUAUAUAUUUGAUGCUGAACAUGAAAAACGUAGAAAAGAACAAUUAAAAAAAUUGUUUGAAAGAACACCGGAACAAGUAGAAGAGGAGCAAAUGUUAUUAACCGAAUUGAGAAAAAUUGAACAAAGAAAGAAGGAGAGGGACAGAAAGACUCAAGAUUUACAAAAGUUAAUAACAGCUGCUGAUCACCAAGCUGACCCAAGAAAGAAUGAAAGGAAACCUGCCAAAAAAACAGGAGCUUCUGCUCGAAAUAGACCAAAUAAAGCUGAUACAUCUCAUACAGUAGAAUCAGCUGGAAUUAAAUUCCCAGAUUUUAAAAAUAGCGGAGUUUCGCUUCGUUCUCAGCGAAUAAAAUUACCAAGUAGUUUAGGUCAAAAGAAAAUGAAGGGUAUCGAACAAAUGCUCAAUGAACUUCGUAUAGAAUUAAAUCCACCACCUACGGAGCAAAUAUGCCAACAAUUUAACGAAUUAAGAAGCGAUAUCGUUUUACACUACGAACUCCGAAGCGCAUUAUCGACGUGCGAUUACGAAUUGCAGUCCUUGAGGCAUCAAUACGAAGCUUUAGCACCCGGAAAGACACUGAUGAUACCACCUCCUCUGUUACCUAAGACAGAACCUGAAGUUAAAGCAGAUAUAAUAGACGUGGUCGGUUCACCUAGUAUGCCAUCUAUUACACACUAAUUUUUAGAAUAAGUUAG